Messenger RNA from Esox lucius (northern pike), 2425 nucleotides. RefSeq names its product SIL1 nucleotide exchange factor (gene sil1). The coding region runs from base 205 to 1602 and encodes 465 amino acids. The record is from RefSeq and is a predicted model, not a curated record. The transcript has 9 exons. NCBI's taxonomy places the organism in Eukaryota, Metazoa, Chordata, Actinopteri, Esociformes, Esocidae.
ACUGUGGGCGGGUUGAACUUUCUGACAAGUGUCAUCUUUACACGUCCAUGCUGGGAUCUAAAAUGAUGCAAUUGAGUACAUAAAUACACGAUGCAUCGUAAUAGUGGCAGUCUACACAUGAAUUGUGUUGUUUUCUAACCUUAACUGUUAUCAUAUUCAUAUUGUAGCCAUCAAUACAGUAGUCUUAGCUAGCCUAUAGCAAGUAUGUUCAUCGGACGCCGGAGAAGAGGAAGUAAAUCCACCAUGCUGAAUGUGGCACUCAUGCUUUUCGUAUUGAGUUUUACAUUUUUUCAUGUGCUCAGCGAGAAAUCUCCCUCUGCUCUGACUGUUGUGGAGAGCCCUGAGAUCAGCCGGGAGGAUGCCAGCCAUGGGAACGAAGAGGCAGAUCCUGAGGAUCGGGAGGUUUUUCAUUCCACAGAUCAGUGGCAGACCCUCAAACCAGGUCAAGCUGUCUCAAGGGGCUCUCAUGUAAGGCUAAACCUCCAGACUGGUCUGAGGGAGGUCAAACUUGGGAGACAUCACAUUCUCAAAUACCAAGAAGAUGGCCAAAGACAGGAGAAAGAGAACCCACUGAGACCAUCAUUCAGCACUGAGGAGCUGAAGAAAGCACUGAAAAAUCUAAAAGAAGUGGAUAAUGAAACCAGUGACAAAGAAAAACAAGCCAAUGAGGCUCUGAAGGCCAAGUUUCGUCCCAUGGAGGAGCUGAAGAGAGACAUGGCCAAGCUGGACAUGCUAAUGGAGUCAGACUUUCAGAUUAUCAGCAGACUUGUGUCCCAAUUCAACAGCUCCAACGCCACAGUGGAAGAGAAGGUUAAAGCUCUGAAUGACCUAGAAUACCUUGUUCAUCAGGUGGACAAUGCACAGAACCUGGCGUCAAGGGGAGGCUUGAAACUUGUGGUUGAUGCUUUAAACAGCACAGACUAUCGUCUUGAAGAGAGUGCUGCUUUUGUCUUGGGGUCAGCUCUGUCCAGUAACCCGGUGGUGCAGAUAGAGGCAGUUGAAAGUGGUGCCCUACAGCAGCUGUUGACUUUACUUGCCACUCCAAGACCCAUGUCUGUUAAAAAGAAGGCGUUGUUUGCUGUGGCCUCUUUGCUACGUCACUUUCCUUUUGCCCAAAGCCACUUCCUUAAACUGGGUGGACUGCAGGUAUUGAGCGAUCUUUUCCGAGCUUCCGGGGGUGGAGCCCUCCGUGUUAGGAUUGUAACCAUCCUCUAUGACAUGAUCAAUGAAAAGGAGCUGAUAUCUCAGGCCGGGCUUGACCCUAUUCCAGAUGCUUCUCACAAUGAACGUUUGCGUCAGUAUGCGCAGGUCUCCCUCCAACCGGUGUUAGUAGAGCUGGGCUGGUGCGGCCUGGUGCCUGACCUGUUAACUUCCCCAGAGCAUGACUGGAGGGAGAAGGCCCUGAGAACACUCCUGGCCAUGAUGCCUUACUGUCAAACUCAGUAUCAACAGGACUAUGCCCUGUCUUCAUCCCUCAGCAGCCUCCAGGAACAGUACCAGGAGCUGGUGCUCACAGAGCAAGUCCUUGGUGAUGAAGAUGGAUACUUUGGGGAGAUCCUGGCCCUGUUGGAGACAUUGGUGCUGAAACUCAAGCGAGCAUAGGGCUGACUGAAAAAUCCUUUCAGUGGACAAUGUAAAAAAAAAAAAAAAAGUAUUGUAAUGCAUUUCUGUAGUAUUCUUAUUUUGAGGCUGUGUGAUAUGGUUUGCCAUGCUUCAUCAGCAAAUCACAAGGUUGCCUUUUAGGUGUUGCCUCAAUGAGAUAACGUUCCUGCAUCUGUGAUGCAUAAUGAUUUGGCUUGUAAGACCCUCUAGACCUAGCCUGGCUGACCGCCCAAAGUCCUCCUGACUUCCCACUGAAAAAGCUGUCCUGCACAAUGUCUCAAUGAAGGGGAUGUACAAUUUUAACUGAUUGGUUCUCCUGUGUCUUCCCUCACUCAAACACCCACAUGGAUGACCAUACAGCCCUAGAGCACUGCCCCUUCCAAACAACAAGAAGUCAACGAUGUUCAUGCUUCAUUAUUUUAUUUGCUUAUAGUAAUCAGCAGAUUACUGGUGUCCAUUGCUGGUGUCCAUUGGCACUCCGUGCUUUCAGCAAUGUUGGCUAGACGUGUUGAGACUCUCCUGUUAUGCCUCACACACUCCUCUGUGUUUGACCAGGACAUUCUUUUGUUUGAGCCUGUGAAAAGGUGUUCGGUAAACAACUUUAAAUGGAAGAUUCCAAUGUAGAAAUUUGAAUUCAAUGUACAGUGCUAAACCAAAUCAAGGAUUUUGGACUAUAAUAUUGAGUCUACCUCUCAAAUAGAAUGUAUUGUAAUGAUUGGAAAUAUGUGUCAACUAAUGAUAUCUAAGUUAUUUUUUUCUGUUUAUUAAAAUUAUGGUUGACGAGAGUAAAUGUAACUAAUAAAAUAAAUGUAAACAAAGUCUA